Messenger RNA from Arachis ipaensis, 477 nucleotides. NCBI's taxonomy places the organism in Eukaryota, Viridiplantae, Streptophyta, Magnoliopsida, Fabales, Fabaceae. The record is from RefSeq and is a predicted model, not a curated record.
GGUUGGGGAAGAUGUCGUGGAAGAACUAACCAAGUCGAUGCAAAAAAUUGGCUUGGAUAUGCGAGUUUCAGCUCUAGUUAAUGAUACCAUUGGAACACUAGCUGGAGGCAGAUUCUACAAUCAGGAUGUCAUUGCUGCUGUGAUCCUUGGUACAGGGACAAAUGCAGCAUAUGUGGAACGUGCAAAUGCUAUUCCAAAAUGGCAUGGCCCUCUCCCGAAAUCAGGAGGCAUGGUUAUAAACAUGGAGUGGGGUAAUUUCCGAUCCUCACAUCUUCCUCUAACAGAAUAUGAUGUAGCUCUAGAUGCUGAGAGCUUAAACCCUGGAGAGCAGAUAUUUGAUAAGUUGAUUUCUGGUAUGUAUUUGGGGGACAUUGUAAGGAGAGCUUUAUUGAAGAUGGUUGAAGAAGCUGACUUUUUUGGAGAUACAGUUCCCCCCAAGUUGAGAGUUCCUUUCAUACUCAGAAAUUGAAGAGAUGA